This is a messenger RNA of Alnus glutinosa, 333 nucleotides long. Its product is annotated as glutamate--tRNA ligase, cytoplasmic-like. Gene Ontology annotation, biological process: glutamyl-tRNA aminoacylation; translation. The transcript has a single exon. Gene Ontology annotation, molecular function: glutamate-tRNA ligase activity; ATP binding. Gene Ontology annotation, cellular component: cytoplasm; methionyl glutamyl tRNA synthetase complex; cytosol. The record is from RefSeq and is a predicted model, not a curated record. Bases 1 to 333 code for a protein of 110 amino acids. NCBI's taxonomy places the organism in Eukaryota, Viridiplantae, Streptophyta, Magnoliopsida, Fagales, Betulaceae.
AUGGAAUGGGAUAAACUCUGGACCAUUAAUAAGAAGAUCAUCGAUCCUGUGUGCCCCAGGCAUACUGCUGUCAUUGAAGAAAGGCGUGUGCUGUUGACCCUGACAAAUGGUCCCGAGGAACCAUUUACCCGCAUCGUACCUAGGCAUAAGAAAUAUGAAGGUGCUGGGGAGAAGUGUACGACAUUCAUAAAGACGAUAUGGAUUGAGCAUGCUGAUGCCGAAUCCAUCUCAGUAGAUGAGAAAAUAACCUUAAUGGAUUGGGGAAAUGCCAUAGUAAAGAAAAUAGAGAAGGGGCAAGAUGGGAUCAUCACACAGUACUUGACUGGGGUUUAG